Synchytrium microbalum is the source of this 1038-nucleotide messenger RNA. RefSeq lists its product as uncharacterized. The record is from RefSeq and is a predicted model, not a curated record. The coding region runs from base 1 to 1038 and encodes 345 amino acids. The transcript is spliced from 4 exons. Gene Ontology annotation, cellular component: membrane. NCBI's taxonomy places the organism in Eukaryota, Fungi, Chytridiomycota, Chytridiomycetes, Synchytriales, Synchytriaceae. Gene Ontology annotation, molecular function: copper ion transmembrane transporter activity. Gene Ontology annotation, biological process: copper ion transmembrane transport.
AUGACAACGGCAUUUCUGUUAUUCACCUUCCUGUGGCAUCUAGUCAAAGCAAUCGAUGAUGCUACCGCAAACUCUAGCAUCUCAGACCUAUGCAUCCAGAUGCCAGGAAUGCCAGGAUGUGCAUUGCGAACAUUCUGCGACACUAGCCCAUCCUCUCUCGCACAACCAUACUGCCAACCCAUCUCCCUACUAGGCGAUAUCUGUCUCAACGACAUGCCACGAAUGGCAUCAUGCCAGCCCUACAAUGAAUCCUGUUCUCUCAACACGACCUGCCAAUCCCUAUAUCCCCCUGUACCGCAGCUUCCAACAUCGCUGAAACUAGCUCAAAACAUUUACUCGAUAUGUAGCGCAAUGACAAUGGACGGAUGCUCGACGUGUCAGUUAACUAGUGCAUCGACGUACUCGGAUUGUAAUAUGUUGGGUGUAUACGCUGGUAUGUGCAAAGUCAUGCCGGGGAUGACGCAGUGCAGUGAGUACGUGGCGAUGUGUAGUGCAUCGUUGAAGGGUAGUAGUCUGUGUACUAGUAGUGCCUCUGAUGCUCCGCCGGAGAUGAAGAUGUAUUUCCAUACAGGAAUAGUAGAAUAUGUGCUGUUUCAAGGAUGGGUGCCACGGACUACUGUACAAUACGGUUUCACAUUGCUGGGAUGCUUUAUACUGGCUAUAAUCUAUGAGGGCUUCCUGGCCCUACAUAUUGUGUUGGACACUUACAUUGGAACCACCAAAGAUCAGAACAAGUCACUACAAUCUUUUCCAACAUCAGCAUCACAAUCAACCAAUUCUUCAACACCGAUUCAGCCAGCUCGAUCAAAAGCCCGUUUUGCUUGGCCUUGGACGCAAAUGGUACUUCGAGGGCUCCUACGGCUGAUAAACGCUACGCUUGCGUAUGCACUGAUGCUCAUAGCAAUGACGUAUAAUGUGGGAUUGUUUUUUGGUGUGGUGCUGGGUCUUGCUGUCGGUAGUAUGGCAACGACGGGAAUAUUGAAGGCGAUUCAACAUAACUCAUAUGUCACUGCUAGAGAUGAAGAGCUCUGUUGUUGA